This is a messenger RNA of Sapajus apella (tufted capuchin), 579 nucleotides long. RefSeq lists its product as uncharacterized. NCBI's taxonomy places the organism in Eukaryota, Metazoa, Chordata, Mammalia, Primates, Cebidae. The record is from RefSeq and is a predicted model, not a curated record. The transcript is spliced from 2 exons. Bases 21 to 287 code for a protein of 88 amino acids.
UGUGCCAGGCGUAGUGGUGGAUGCCUGUAAUCCUAGCUUCUCCGGAGGCUGAGGCAGGAGAAUCACUUGAACUGGAGGUGAGCUAUGGAAAGCACUGGGAUGAGAGAAGCAACAAGAGGCAUCUCCGUGUCAGCCAGACCUUCAAGAAUGACUCGGGGCGCACCCUGAGCAAUCACUUCAUGGAGGUGACCCACCAGAUGCUGUCCUGGGUUGAGGCCACAUUGUCACGGGCACUGAAGAGGCACUGCAAACCCCUGCUGGACCUGUAUGACCUCGUAACCAGGUAACGCAGGGUUGGGAGUGGCACAUCCAGCAUUCUUGCCACGUAUCAGGCACAAUGCUGAAUGCUUCGACAUGCUCUGACUCUGACAGCCCUACACAAAGGCUUCUUCACUCCCCAUUUCACAGGAGAGGAAGCUGGGAUUUCUUCCUCACUCCAAAGAGACCUCUUGAGCAUGAUCCCGUGCAGGCAGGUUUUAGAAGCUGCUGCAGAGGACCACAGUGGGCGAGGCUGACCCCUGCCUUCAGGAAGCUCAGUUUUACCCAGAGACAGACACGAAACACAAGAAAUCUACAGCA